UGAUCUUUGAGUUGUUUUGAAAAUUUCAUAUUUAUACGUACAGAAGACAUCUACAAAAGGUACUACAACAAUCGGCUCGUGAAGUUUUGAACUAGCUAAAUAAGCUUUGUAACCACUUCUGACUGAACGUUGAGGAUUAUUAAUAAGAUAAAACUGCAACAAUAAAUUUAUCGACAGUGUACACGAGUCAAUAGUAAUAUCUUAGAAUGUUUGUAAGUUGAAUUCGUCUGUCAUAUGUUUUCAGUUUGGCUGCAUAGAGCCGGCGUCGUUGUUAACGUUAGUAGUAACAGCGGCAAUUCGAGAUUGUUACAUUCAGAAAGUUUGGUAAAGUGUGUAUGUAAAAUGUAAACAUAUGUGUGAUUUUUUUCUACUAUUACAAGGAAUCAUGGCAGAAAUAAAAUCGCUGUUUGUGCGAGUGCAAUAAUUGUCUUUGGUAUACUGUUAGCUUCUACGGAUUUAAUUAAACAACAUAGUCGACACAACGUUUCAGAUCAUGUCUGGCAUCAAGGGCAGCCAAAGUAAUCUAUCAUCAUCUUCAGCUCUGUCAUCUUCCAUGCAGCAUGGAACAUCUUUAACUGGUGGUGGAAGCAGUCUAGAGCAUUUAAGUUGUGAUGAAAGUAAUACAUCAGCAAGAUCAGUAAGACAUGCCAAAAGAUGUCAUUUUUUCCGUAAUGCUGAUGUAUAUUUCAAAGGAGUAUCACUUGUUUUUCCUACAGAAAGGUAUAGGUCAUUUGAAAGUGUGUUUUCAGAGGUUACUCGUUCAUUAUCAAAGCAUGUAAACCUACCGACUGGAGUUAGAAAUUUAUACUCCUUAACUGGAAAGAAAAUCAUGUCACUUGAUGAUCUGGAGGAUGGGAAAAGCUAUGUUGCAGCAGGAUCAGGAGAACCAUUCAAACGACUGAAUUAUGUUGGUGUCAGGAGAGGUGCUCAUAAAACAAAGACAAAAAGUUUUCAAGCUAAUGAAUCUUUGCCAGUGAAACAGCAUUUUCCUUCUUACAUUUAUCCUCGUGUUAUAACUGUAGUGAGAAAUGGUACAAGACCAAGAAAAAUUGUACGUCUUCUAAUUAACAAGAGGAAUGCACCGUCUUUUGAUCAUACAAUUACAGUUAUAACGGAGGCUGUGAGACUUGAUACAGGCCCUGUGUUGAAAGUGUAUGCAGCUGAUGGAUCUCAGGUCACAUCACAUGAAGACUUUUUUAAAACAGAAGAUAUGUUUUUUGCUUACGGAUUGGAGAGACCGAGUAAGAGAGAUUUUGAGUUAGAUUAUGAAGAACGAAAGUGUACUGAAAGCAUAAGGAGACACUCACGACGUGCUAAUAUUCACCUGAAAAGUGAGCACGAGCGGAGCAGCAGGAACGUGGGACAUGUAUGUGAAAUGCCAAACCCCAUUCGCCAGCCUCUAAUAAAAUCUAAGAAACGGAAACAGCCAUUAUCGCACAAUACUGAAUCAGGACCAGUGUAUCCACCACUGAUUGAAUCUACAUAUGAGAUGGGACCGAUAAUUGGUGAAGGGAAUUUUGCCAUUGUUAUGCAGUGCCGAGAAAGGGCAACAGGCCAGGUGUAUGCACUGAAAGUUAUUGACAAAUCCAAAUGUGCAGGCAGAGAACACAUAAUUGAUAAUGAAGUAGCUGUUUUGCAUAAGCUAUAUCACCCAAACAUAAUACAUCUCGUUACUGAAUUCUUCACUGAUUCAUUCUUAUACCUUAUCAUGGAAUAUGUUGAGGGAGGUGAUUUAUUUGAUUGCAUAACAGCUCAGAGAAAAUUCAGUGAAAAGGAAGCUAGCUUCUUGUUAAAAGAUCUUGCCAGUGCUUUACAUUAUAUCCAUUCAAUGAAUAUUGUGCAUAGAGAUAUAAAACCAGAAAAUUUAUUGGUGGCAACAAAUCCCAGGGGGGAAAAGGUACUGAAAUUGGGAGACUUUGGACUGGCAUGUCACGUUUCUGGACCAUUGUACACUGUUUGUGGGACACCAACAUAUGUAGCACCAGAAAUCCUUGAGGAAAAGGGCUAUGGAUUACAAAUUGAUGUUUGGGCAGCAGGAGUGAUAUUGUAUAUUCUGUUGUGUGGUUAUCCUCCAUUUGCGAGUCCUACAGGUGAUCAAGAAGAACUCUUUGACCGUAUACUGUCAGGAAACUAUGAAUUUAGUUCACCAUAUUGGGAUGAUGUAUCAGAGCUUGCAAAAGACUUAAUAUCUCAUAUGCUUCAAAUCCAGCCAGAAGUGAGAUUUUCAGCUGAAGAUGUAUUGGAUCACCAUUGGAUAAGAGUUGCACAACUAGAUGAAUGUGUUGAAGAACUUCAACUUGAUGACGGUGUGGCUGGGGCUGUCAGUAGGUAGCAGAGUUUGAAAGCACAAGGAAAAAAGUUUCACACUGCGUAUACAUCUUAAAGGAAACCAAUUAUGUUUUACAUACAUGUCACAUUCGGCUGUACACAAGAUAUCAAAAGACAGUACUUCGUAAUUGAAGAUAAUAAAAGUGAAAGAAAGGAGAAUAAUCUUCCAGUGCUUCCAAUCAUUUUGAUAUUAACAGUCUUCUGGUAUUAUAUUGAUUAUGAAAAAUUUGAGGAGGUGGAAGAUGAAGCUUUAGUCUGAUGACUGAUCAGGAUUAUAAGAUACAGGCAAACGUGUGUAGAGAAAAGUGAAUAAAAUUCAACUAUCUUGACAUCAUUCUCCAUGAACAUGACACAUGAAAGAAAGAAAGAAAGAAAGAAAGAUGGGAAAUUAGUAAAUAUUUUUAAAUAGUUGUAACAAAUUUAUGAUUAUUUCUUAAAGCUUAAGUAAUGGGUAACAUUUUAAUGAUACACUGAUUACUCCAGUAGUAACACUUUAAUUAUUUCCAGAUUCCAUGGAUUGUAAUUGUGAGGUCCAAGUAUGAUGUAGAACAAGUCAGUAGUACAAUUAUAUUAAACUUUCUCAGUGAAAAAUAUGACACUAUGCUGACGUGGUCGUCACAAGUUUUACAUAAAGUGAUUGAAAAGUUGUGCUGUGGCUGGAUUAAAUGAAUGGGUGUUCACUUCCCUUUGGUUUUGAUAUUUGUAUAUUCUAAAAACAUUGAUAUUCAUCACUGCCUGCAGAAAGUCACAAUCUUUUUAUUAUAAAAAGUAAUUACCACAUUCUAUAGUAGACUGAUUAGACUUUAAUAAUGGAGAAGCUAAUAUGACUGAAGUUUCCGUGUUAAAAGCUGAUGUUUUGAAGGCCGUGAAAUGGUAGACGUUAUAUUAAAGUGAUUGGAAGCAGCAGUGAUUUUGUAAGUUUGACUUCUGCUUUUUUAUAUAAAAUAUUUUAAAAAAGAGCCUAAAUAAUAGACUGGUAUAACAGUGAAGUUACAUGACUUCAGUGUUAAGUGUAACUAAGGCAUAAUAAAAAGUUGCAUGUUUAAAAUGCCAUAUACAUACAGAAAUUUAAGUGUGCUGUCACUUCUUAUUUGUAUUCAUUUAAGUGGACUGACACCUCAGACACAUUUACAUUUUAAUACAUUUUCAUUUAGGUACAUUUUAAACAAUUGGGUGAAAUUUAUUUCAUUAUGGACAGUAGAAUUUAAUUAUUUUUAUACAGUUAAUUAUUAUAUGAGCAAUACUAAAUAUUGGCUGUGUGAACAAUGUAUAUUGAGUGUUCAUUGAGAUGUGUGAAAUACCGUGUGUUGUAAUGAUUGUUAACUUGGCGCCAGCUACGAUAGUGCUUUAUUUAAUUUAUGAUGUGUAAGGUAGAAAAUAAGAGUAGUCGUUAAUAGCUGUUGAAUGUAAGAAAUUAAACAUGAAAGAGGACAGCUGUUAUUACAGGCAAAGGCUGGUGGUUAUGCAGCUUUUUGCUUUGGUGAUGUUUGUACUGAGCUAUUUGACGAAGCACCUGAACUCAUUGAGGAAGCUCGUAGAAAUACUUUUGACAUUUCAAAUGGUGUAGCAUAUUCUUUUGCCCAACUGUUGCUAGAGAUUAACAUGUAUGUAACAUUGAACAUACUGAGUAAAGUGCUAUUAUCACUUUUUCACUGAUUGUUUAUCCAGUCAGUGUUUCGUUCCUGUUAACCAAACUGCCAUUUCAGCU
Messenger RNA from Schistocerca cancellata (South American locust), 4036 nucleotides. Its product is annotated as serine/threonine-protein kinase GL21140. The transcript has 12 exons. Gene Ontology annotation, biological process: intracellular signal transduction; protein phosphorylation. The record is from RefSeq and is a predicted model, not a curated record. Bases 494 to 2332 code for a protein of 612 amino acids. Lineage: Eukaryota; Metazoa; Arthropoda; Insecta; Orthoptera; Acrididae. Gene Ontology annotation, molecular function: ATP binding; protein kinase activity.